GAUCUCCUCCCACUGCACCAGCCAGCAGGUUCAUGUUCGAGGCCAUCUUCCCCUCCACACCCCAAGCCAGGCUGAAGAGAGAUCCACGGGAAAAGCCGGGCCUGUCCUCAUUCAGGUCCACAUUCAGGCAACAAAGCUCACUUGGUCUUUGCAUCCCACGCCUCAUGUUACCUAAGGAGGCCAGCCCAUCUCAGAGGCACAGUUCGAUGUCCAGCUCGAUGGCCAGGGCCCUGGUGCUCCUCCAGAGCAUGGCCAGCCGGGACGCCCGGUGCCCAGAAUGGAAACCGCACCAAAAGCCACGCACGCUCAGCAAGUCGGUCCAGACCAUCAGCCGCUACUACAGGAAGACGAGUGAACCCAAGGAUGCCGCCAGCCUCACCGGCUUCAUGUCCAAAAUGGAACUUCGAAGGGUCUUCCCCACGCAUCCUGACUGCCCCCAGUUCAGCACCAGGGCCACAUCCAUGUCCCACUGUGGUUCACCCACUGAGGCCGAUUUGUCCGGAGAGAUUGACAACAGCUCGGAGACCUGGAGAGGCACCCAGGACCUGUUCUUGGCCAGGCGGGGCUCAGACACGAACGUGGACGGGUACCUCCUUCCCUUCAGUAAGAGCAUCUGCGAGUUCGAUUACUUGCGGAAGAGGAGAAAAUCCCAGACUUUGAGUCCGGUCACCAGCAGCUCAGUCGCAUCUCAGAGCUGCCUGAGAAAGAGGAUGCCCUGGUACCUCUCAGUCAUCCACGAGAAGGAUCACUGCCUGUCUGAGCUGGAGAUACAGGUUCAGAAGAAAGACGAGGAGAUCCUGCUGCUCCAGGAGGAGAGGGAGGCCCUGAAGAUGCAGCUGAAAUGCCUUCUGAAAGGCAAAGGCCAAGAGACAUCCAUGUCCCCAGGCAGGAGGGAGCAGCUCUCAGACGCUUCGCUGAAGCUGGGCAGGCUGAGCCUCCUGAAGGCCUUCUCCAGACAUGAGGAGGAGCUGCAGCACUGGUGGCAGAUGCAGGAGGAGUCUGCGGCACCGGAGAGGGGCAAGGAGCCCGACCUGGGAGGUGGCGAGGAGGACGAGGGCCUGGAAGGGGAGCCCGAUGGGGUGGAGGACACGGGUGCCUGGGGAGGUGUGAGCCAGAUGGGAUCCGUGCAUGAGGAGGGAAGCGAGGAGGAGGAAGAGGAGGAAGGGGACAGGGAUGAGGACUCAGAGGAAAGGGAGCUGCCGGAGGAAGAGGAGAUCCCCAGGAGAAGGGCCUCCUCCCUGGCCGAGUCGUUUGAGGAGGAGCUGCUGGCCCAGCUGGAGGAGUACGAGCAGGUCAUCCUGGACUUCCAGUUCAACCUGGAGGCCACCAGGACCAGAUACUCCCUUGCAACAGGAGUGAUUGCGUCUUUACAACAACAAGUGGAUUUCCAAGAAACCCAGCUGCGAAAGAUCAAUACGGAAAAUGAGACGCUGCAGAAGGAGCUCCGAGAGCGGAGGCAGCAGCUACAAGCCAUGACCGACAAGUUCUCCAACCUCCGAGAAGAUAAGAAACACCAAGAGAUGAUGGGGCUCAUUGAAAAGGACAACCAGCUCCUCCGACAGCAAGUGUCGGAACUGGAGAGAAAGCUCACCAAGCGGGACUGUGUCAUCUCAGAGUUGGACACCAAGGUCAGCCAGCUGCAGGAGCAGGUGGAACUGGACCAGAACCACCUGCAGAGGUGGAAGCAGCUGCAGGAGGAUUUGCAGAGCAAGAAGGAGAUGAUUCAGCAGGCAGAGCAGCACACCCGCGUGGCCCUGGAGAGCUCCCAGUCCAGGCUCGAGAGGUUAAGGAAUAAGAUCAUCCAGGCCACCUUUAGCAUCUCCGGGACCAAGUCCUUGGCCAACGAGAUCUCUGACAAUGACAUCCUGGAAGCCCUGCAGAGAAUUAUCUCAGAGAGAAGCGACUACUAUAAUCAGCUGAAGCAGAAAGGCGUCAAAGUGCCCCCCCUGCAACAGUCAGAGGCCUUCCUGACCAGCAAAUCCAAGAAGGGGACCUCCAAGUAGGCCCAGCCAGGCCCCCAAAUACGGUCAGCCCAGCAGAGGCCGGGGCCCAGCUCCAGAACCACCCGCCCCCACCAUGCGUCCUGCUCUCAGACUCAGAAUUAAACCCCGGUGUUGGCACUGUC
Homo sapiens (human) is the source of this 2125-nucleotide messenger RNA. RefSeq names its product coiled-coil domain containing 27 (gene CCDC27). The record is from RefSeq and is marked validated. Lineage: Eukaryota; Metazoa; Chordata; Mammalia; Primates; Hominidae. The transcript is spliced from 12 exons. Bases 33 to 2003 code for a protein of 656 amino acids.